AUGCCAUCAGUCCCAUUAACGGCGGCGGCCGUGAUUGCUGGACUAACGGGCAUCUCGGCCCUUUACUCGUCCUUCUUCCUGCUCCGCAAUUACAUCAAGGCCCGGGCUAUUGGUGUGCCCAUCCGUGUGAUUCCUGUUAGUCACAGCGACCCUUUCUGGAUGCUGAUGGACCGGCCUGUCCUCAGCGUUCUCAGGCGCUUUGGACUUGGGAGCAGCAGCUUUGCCAGAUACGGUUUUCGCCUAUGGGAGAUUGAAGAUCGCGCCAAAUUAUAUCAGGAGAUGGGCCCUGCUUUUGUUCUGGUCACCCCAGACAGAAAUUGGCUAUACAUUGCCGAUCCAGAUACUAUUAACGAGGUGUUUCGCCGAAGAACUGAUUUCCCUCGGUGUGUCGAGCUGACAGAGGUUCUCGACGUCUUUAGACCAAGCAUUGCUACGGUACAGCGCAAGAUUGUAACGAGCUGCUUUACCGAACCUACAAACGAGAUCGUCUGGUCCGAGAGUCUCUGGCUUGCCAAGGACAUGUUGCAAUACUGGACUUCAAAGCCCUCUCUUGCGACAACCGCCCGGGACUGCCGCACCUUGUCGCUGAAUGUACUCUCUCGUGCCGGAUUUGGAAAGUCAUUUAAAUUCGAGGGCCAAGAAGAGCAAAUUAACUCGAGCGAAACCUACCAAGGGUCUUUGCAGAUGAUCCUCGAAAAUUGUUUCCUCAUUUUUGCGUUUGGUACCAAGGCACUUGGAAACCCUUGGCUGCCAGAGCAGCUAAACAAGGUCCACAAGGCAUGCGAGGCUUUCCAAAACUACAUGACGGCGAUGUAUGAGGAGGCCAAGGGAGCGGAUAACUCAACCAGCAAGAAUUUCAUCGCCUCGUUGGUCCGCGCUAGUCAAAGGGAGGAUGAACAUGCGUUGACAGAAAAGGAGCUAUACGGGAAUAUGUUCACAUUCAAUUUUGCUGGCCAUGAUACCACGGCACACACAUUCACUUUUGCUCUAUAUUUUCUCGCUGCGUAUCCAGAUGUCCAAGCCUGGAUCAACGAAGAGAUCAGGGAAGUCUUCAAGGACGAGGACUACAGCUACGCGCGUGACUUUCCCCGACUCAAACGCUGUCUGGCGCUUAUGCUCGAAACACUCCGACUAUUUACACCAGUUCCUGUAGCCAAAUGGACAGAGAGCCAAGAGCAACGUCUCAAUGUUGGUGGCGGUAAGACGGUUGUGAUCCCCCCAAAUACAAUGGUCCUCCCAUCCUACGCAGCUAUCCAGAGUGAGCCGGAUCACUGGGGCAAUGACCCCCUUGUCUGGAGACCGUCGCGGUGGAUUGAGCCUAUAUCGGACUCAAUCUUACGACCAGGCUCAGAAGAGCUCAUCAAAUGGCGCAAGGGAACGUUCCUCGGCUGGUCUGACGGCGCGCGUGACUGCCCAGGCCGCAAGUUCUCCCAAGUCGAGUUUGUUGCGACCAUGGCGACAUUGUUUCGGGAUUGGCGUGUUGAUCCGGUUCUGGAACAUGGAGAGACUCUGGAGAGCGCACAGGAGAGAGUGAAGAAGCUGAUUGAGACAGAUUCAGGCCCUGUUCUUCUACUCCAGAUGCUUCACCCUGAGCGUGCGCCUCUAAGAUGGACUCGUUGGAAGGUCUGA
Messenger RNA from Clonostachys byssicola, 1629 nucleotides. The record is from the annotation of a GenBank genome assembly. NCBI's taxonomy places the organism in Eukaryota, Fungi, Ascomycota, Sordariomycetes, Hypocreales, Bionectriaceae.